Brassica rapa (field mustard) is the source of this 2753-nucleotide messenger RNA. Its product is annotated as acyl-CoA--sterol O-acyltransferase 1. Gene Ontology annotation, biological process: lipid metabolic process. The record is from RefSeq and is a predicted model, not a curated record. NCBI's taxonomy places the organism in Eukaryota, Viridiplantae, Streptophyta, Magnoliopsida, Brassicales, Brassicaceae.
AAAGAGAACCGGGCGCAUUAAAUUAGAGAUGUUGCUUUCGUACACUCAGCGUGGGGGCAACGUAAAUGCUCUCUUAUACACCCACUCAUUUCCUCUCUUUUCCACCUACAUACAAUUAUACUCUUUGAAUCUAUAGAAACUUUUGUGCCUCUUUGUGAGAAAUUAACGACCGGAUCAUGCUCUUUGGCUUUAUUUUGUGCAUAUUUGUAGUUUCUAAAUGGCUCUCACCCCAAUUUCUUUUGUGCACUCUUAUUACGCACGUACAUGCAUGGUUUUUUUUUUGGUAUUCGUUGGAUCCUGAUAAACAUUGUUUCAGAUCUAAACAUUGUGGGGCUUAUGAGUUAUGAUUGAUCCAAAGGCAAUCAAUCCUUUAGGUUUACGUGCCUGUAAUUGGGGAAUACUUAAAUAUUAUUUAUUAUUAUGUGAUGGGUCCCGUUUUUAUGUGCCCAAUUGUGGCUUCCAUGAUUGGCCACACAUUUAAUUACUAACAACUCCAGGACAUAAACAGGUAAAAAAAAGUAAUACUCAUAAUCUUUUCAAUAUGUGUGAUGUGCAUAUUCUUUUCGUAUUUUCUUUGAGAGACUUGGUUUCAUAUCAAUGUUUUAUAUUAGUAUAUUAUUGUUAUAUUAAUGAGCUUAUUUAAUUGUUAGCAUUUAGAGGGGGGACACGUCUUUUUUUCUUCACACCCUCUGAUCUUUGAACAAGGGUUACAACAUCUCUAAUGGUUUAUUCUAUUUUUUUUACUCUAAAAUAGAGUAAUUCUAUAAUAGAGUUUGAGUUUGCUCCAAUGAUAUUCUAUUUUAAAGUAGAAAAUAGAGUGAUGAACAAAAAAAAAUAUUCUAUAUAAUUAGAGUAAAUCUAUUUUUAACUCUAUAAUAGAGUAUCAUUGAAACAUUUUUACUCUAAACUCUAUUUUAGAAUGAAAAAUAGAGUUAGAUUAAAGAUGCUUAAAGGAAAAUAAGAAAAUAGACAGGGUACAAGUACGUCGGCUCAAGGUUAGAUAAUUUUUCAAAAUAUAAUAAACUACUGUUGUUUUGAUGUAUUUCUCAUGAUCUUGAUAAUAUAUACAUAUAUAUAUAUAUAUAUAUAUUUAAAUAUUAUGUGACUUAUUUAAAUAUCAUGUGACUUAUUUGAAAAAUUAAGUUCAAAACCCUCACUAGUGACCUAAUAAUGCUCUUACGUUCCACUUGCCAAUUCUCCAAUGUCAAUUUCCUUUUCCUUUUUAUUUUGAAAAGGCCAAGAGAAAGAAAGAAGGAGACGAAACUGUCAACUUGUUUCAAGUAUAAUAAUUAAUAAAUGAUAAAACCAUGGAGAGACAAUACUAGUAAACACAUAAUAUCAACAAACGUGGUUCUGGUCGUUUCAGUGACACGUUUCUCCCUUUUAAAGUUCUCUCCUGAUUUUAACAAGAGAAGAGAGGCCCGAUUCUGAAAGAAGAGAUGGUGGGGGCGUUGAGCCAUGAAGCGAAGCGGUUGACCGAGGCGUGGGGUUCGGUGAUGGUGUCCUUGUGUUACUGUUUCUGUGUUGGAAAACUAGUCGACAAGGGAGUCAAAAGGCUGAUUUUGAUGGCUCCAGUAAUGCUCCUUUUCUUUUUGGCUCCGCUCCAUCUAACCACUGUGCACAUGAUCGGGACCACUGGUUUCUUCAUCUCUUGGCUCGCCAACUUCAAGCUCUAUCUAUUUGCAUUUGGAAACGGUCCUCUCUCCUCACCCAAUCUCUCUCUCCCUAUCUUCCUCCUCGUCUCCUGCUUCCCCAUCAAGCUUCAGCAGCUUGAAAAUGAAUCUAAGCCAAAGCGGCAUAGCGCGAGAGAAGGUUCUUUGUUUUAUCUAGUGAAGGCACUUCUUUUGCUUCUCGUCAUCCAAUCAUUGCGUUACACCCACCUCCUCCCCAAUAAGGCCGUGCUUUUUCUCUAUGGCUUCCAGAUGUAUUUCUCCCUCGACCUCAUCCUAGCCGUCACCGCAUCCCUGGUACGAGCCGCAUCCAGCCUUGAGCUGGAGCCUCAGUUCAACGAGCCCUACCUCGCCACAUCGCUUCAGGAUUUCUGGGGAAAACGAUGGAAUCUGAUGGUCAGUGAGAUCUUGCGCCCGACCGUGUACGAGCCAGUGCUAAGGUUGUCGGUGCUCCCCAGGAAAUGGGCAUCCGCUCCUGCGGCGUUGGCCACUUUCGUGGUUUCGGGGAUAAUGCACGAGCUCAUAUUCUUCUACAUGGGGAGGUUGAGGCCAUCGUGGGGGCUGAUGUCUUUCUUCCUCCUGCAUGGAGUAUGCAUCAUGGCUGAGAUCGCCCUCAAGAAGGCCAUCAGAAGAAGGUGGAGUCUUCCAACACCAGUGGCUCGGACUCUGACAAUAUUAUUCGUCUUCGCCACUGGGGUCAUGUUGUUCUUCCCAGAAUUUCAGAGGUGCAAGAUCGACCAAAAGGCCUUCGCGGAGUACGCAGCGGUAGGCACGUUUCUCAAGAAAAGCGUUCUAGGAUACUCACGUUAGACACCUCUUUACUUCACUAUUAUUCAGCCAUAGAUGCAUGCUGUUUUUUAAAUGAUGUCAAAUUUUGUUUCAAAUUUGACCAAAGCGUAAACAUUAAUAAUUGUAACAAUAAAUUAUAUAGCAAAGCUAAAAGAAAAUUCGUAGAAAGAAAAGAAAAAGAGACAUAAUAUACUCGUCCGGUAAGGUAAAACCAAAAACAAGAGAAUGUCAAUCAAGCAAUCUGAUCUAUCUUAUCUAUAGAACAAAUGGGUAAUAAAAACAGAGACUGGAGCA